UGCGCAUGCCCAGAAGGUAAAGCGACCCGGAGAGAAGAGAAAGGGGGCAAGCCCGCGCUAUGCUUCCGGUUCCGGUUAGAAAGCCGCCUGGCUUUUUUCUUUCUCCCGCCAUGCUCUUCCUCCUGGGACUCUUCGCCAGCAUCUUCCAGGCAGCUUACACAGGAGUGAACGAACGCACCUUCCUUGCCAUCAAACCUGAUGGGGUCCAGAGGCAUCUGGUGGGAGAGAUCAUCUGGAGGUUUGAGAAAAAGGGCUUCAAGUUGGUGGCUAUGAAGCUCGUGCAGGCCUCAGAAGACUUGCUGAAGGAACAUUACAUCUCUCUCCGUGAACAUACUUUCUAUCCCCGCCUGAUAAAAUACAUGAGCUCAGGGCCUGUUGUGGCCAUGGUUUGGCAAGGGCUGGAAGUAGUGAAGGCCGCUCGCACAAUGAUAGGAGAAACAAAUCCAGCCGAUGCAAAGCCUGGAACAAUUCGGGGCGAUUUCUGCAUUGACAUUGGCAAGAAUGUAAUUCAUGGGAGCGAUUCUGUAGAAAGCGCCCAGCGAGAGAUCUCACUGUGGUUCGAGCCAAAGGAAUUGACUUGUUGGGAAGACACCGCAGAGCACUGGAUUUACGAGUGAAAAGCAAAGCGCGAGUAUUUGAAACAUCGCCUUUUCAGCUCUCUUCUGGGUGCUAUCCAAACUGUUCCAGUUUCUCUAGGAUUUUAAUGAGUCAAAUGCAUAAAGAGAGAUCAGAGGCAAAGGAAAAAACCUUCAAUUUAAAGGAUAGUAAUGUGUAUUCCUCCAUAGCUUCCAUUGCAGGGUAGCACUAUUUAGCUCCAGCCAAAACAUCUGAAGAGCACAGGGAAAUGGGUGGGUUUCCCUAUGUGAAGUGGACUCCAUAUACUUUAUGAUUCCCAUCUUUUACCAUUGGCUCUGCUGGCUGAGCUUUGGGGAAUUAAAUGGAGACUUGCCUUCUUUUCCAUCUAUUUAAAUGCAACACUGAAGUCUAAUCUUUAUGCUAAAAUAAUAAUACGUUUAUUUGUACCCCGCCACCGUCUCCCCAAAGGGACUCGGUGCGGCUCACAGGACUUCAAAGUGCCGCACAUAAAACAAAGUGAUGAAAUUAA
Molecule: messenger RNA, 1105 nt
Organism: Anolis sagrei ordinatus
Lineage: Eukaryota; Metazoa; Chordata; Lepidosauria; Squamata; Anolidae
Gene: NME3
Product: NME/NM23 nucleoside diphosphate kinase 3
Biological process (GO): GTP biosynthetic process; UTP biosynthetic process; CTP biosynthetic process
Molecular function (GO): nucleoside diphosphate kinase activity
Source: RefSeq, a predicted model, not a curated record